Parastagonospora nodorum SN15 is the source of this 2661-nucleotide messenger RNA. RefSeq lists its product as hypothetical. The transcript is spliced from 5 exons. Gene Ontology annotation, molecular function: nucleic acid binding. The record is from RefSeq and is a predicted model, not a curated record. Lineage: Eukaryota; Fungi; Ascomycota; Dothideomycetes; Pleosporales; Phaeosphaeriaceae. The coding region runs from base 1 to 2661 and encodes 886 amino acids.
AUGUCGAAAAUGAACAAAGAUGAUCAACUGCUUCAGCCUAACCCUCUUAAUAGGAAGGGAAGCUUUCAGACCGACAGCUCAUUGGAUCAAAGCGCUCCUUCCGCAGCGGGUAGCACGUUCAGCGACCCUGGUACCACGACGAGCUCAGUAGCUGGUGGAGACCUCACAACACAACGGGCACCAUCGUCAACCCUGCUGAUAGGAUCCAAAGAGCCUGGAGUCAAGGCGAACGCCUCCACAGGCUAUUGUGGCAUGUUGUCAUCUCCAACAAACCGUCCCACCACUUCUGUGAUCAAGAACAAUCCACACUCGAAGACUGCCGUUGGACGGCUAACCUAUGAGUUGACGGACCUACCACCUCUCUUCGUCGCCACAGUGGAGACUCUGUGCCCCAAAACAUCUGCGCAAGAGCCGAUUGACAAUUGGGAGGCCGUGGCGCACAAACGACUGCGCAAGGAUGCCGUCAGGGAGAUGAUCGCAAAAACGAUCAAAGUCGAUGAUUUGGCUAACGUUGCGAUCAAUCAAGAUGGGAAUGGAACCCUGGAUCAGGUGGUCGUGCCGGUAAGCCCCGAAACACAAGCCCUGACUCAAAACUUGGUGCCUGGACAAACUGAGCUCGAUCACACCAAGAUGAUGGCGAAGAAGGCAGAGGCUGACAGUAAGGAGGAGGCUGCCAGCAAGGCUGCUGCUCAUCGUCCGGUCGCUUGCAAAAUUCUUCCCCAGAAGGAUAUUGAUGACAAAAAGAAAGCAGAGCUUUACUGGAAAAGUUUCGACUCCCUUAUCCAAAUGAGAACAAGUCAGAUUGACGAUCCUUCCGGUACGAGCAGGCACACUUGUUACAUCCAAGACUUCCCCUCCGUCAUCAAUGGCCCCAACAAAAUCAAUCCUUUCCUAUGUUCUCAGCGAGCAGUCCCCAUGGAAGUUGGCUCAGGUCUGUCGCUUGGCUUGCGCAUCCAGCCAAGCUUGAACACCGAUCACAAGUGUCUGCAUUUGGAUUUCGACCUCGUUGCAUAUGAUCCGAAGGGCUCUCUGCACUCGGCCUUGUUUGAUGCUUUUGGCAAAAACGGCCUGCUUUCUAAGCCGUUAGAGCAUCUGACUGUCCUUGCGGGUCUUCUAAAGGGCCUGCAGGUUCGAUGCAAAUACGUUGUGGAAAAGGACCCCCUGGAACCCGGCAAAAAGGCAUCACUCUUGGACAGUAAAAACUCCUACCGUGGUCGUCUUUUUAGGAUCGCGGACGUCAAGAUACCGGAAGAUGUCAAGUUCAAUGUUGGUACCGAGACAUACACCGUGGCCUCAUUCUUCAACGAGCGUAAGUGUAACCUUUGGUUCUGUAAUGCGCAACCAGUGAGACUGACUUACGCUAGCAAAAUCACGAUGGGAAAAGUUCUCUUCGAAGUCGCCAAUAACGUCGUUUUCGUCCCCAAUGUUCGAGACAUUGUACAGCAGCCCGCUGAAUUAGCCAAGAAGAUUCUAGCUCGGUCUAAUUUUGAAGCCUCCAUCAACGUGGCAGUCGCCGAAGACAACGUGACAGGUGCAUGCCGUACUCACGCCUCCUUCCUCACGAGGAUUAGGCAAGGCUUAGAGCUGCCUCUGUCGGAUGACACGUCUCUUGUGAUGGCACAGGCGCAAGUUGCCGACAUUGGUACUGCUGCUGAAGUGCAAAAAAAGAAGAAUUCAAAAACCAAGCUGUACAAUAUCUUGCACGGUACGACUGCCACCAACCGAACUAGACUUGUUCUAGGCUUAAUGGAGUCAUCUAGUAUGGUUCGCAAGCAGCUGCGCAAGUUUACAGAUUAUGAGGCCAACACUCUACUCGUGGAUGUCACCAAGGACUACAUGCGAAAGUGCAUCGCGACUCGCAACAAUGAUGACCCGUACUUCCCACAAAGUGUCAUGGACAAGUGCAACUUCAAGCUCGGCGGCACAAACUAUAGCACGAAUGUUUUGGAUGUUGGUCCCUCUAUCGCCGCUGUGGUGGCGAGCACAGACUCUACUGCAUUGCAAUUCCCUGGAUCUGUCACGAUCCAGCAGACUUUCGACGAAUACACCACACGUGGAGCAGAAGACAAGACGACUUUGACAGCACCGGUUCUUCCCCGUGUUCUUAGCCUUCGAAGUAUGAUGGAAAAGCGCUUUGAAGCUUGGUCAAAUCCUCAGAAACCUCCAAAGGACAUUCUCUUCUACCGCAGCGGUAUCAACUUCGACAACAACGCAACCAUCGAGCAUGAAUACCAAGGCAUCAAAGCGGCUUUCAAUUCGAAGUGGCCGGGCUUUGAACAGCCGUGCAUCACUUGCGUGGUAUACAACAAGAAUGCCCAGAUCACGUUUUUCCGUGAUUCUCAACUCUCCUCGAAGCUGGACUUGGACGCAGCAACCGUGCCCCCGGCACCUGAGAUCGUAUUUGGCACAAACGUCGGCCAAGCACAGAAGUACAAGUAUUACGUGCUUAAGAAUGAAAUCGGCUUUGACGAGGCGGAACUGAAACAACUGCAAGACCGGACCGCCAAGGCUCUGCCCCUGGUUUGGGCCAGCAAGCUCGCCGCUCGAGUGCACGAUUAUUACUACGAUACCUUCAAGCUGGAAGCGAGUGUCCUCUCGAGAAAUUUCAAGGUCGAGGAUGAUCACAACGUGGUGGCUGCUGGGGCGAAAUGUCUGUUUUGA